Molecule: messenger RNA, 387 nt
Organism: Protomyces lactucae-debilis
Lineage: Eukaryota; Fungi; Ascomycota; Taphrinomycetes; Taphrinales; Protomycetaceae
Product: ribosomal protein L21-like protein
Exons: 1
Coding region: 1-387 (128 amino acids)
Cellular component (GO): mitochondrial large ribosomal subunit; ribosome
Molecular function (GO): structural constituent of ribosome
Source: RefSeq, a predicted model, not a curated record
AUGGCAGCGCUUAGGCUGCAACCACGGCAAUUUGCCAAAAUGCGGAUCGACGGCAAGGCUUAUACAAUCACGAAUGGGGAUGUCAUUCAUCUACCGACACGCCUGAAGAAUACAAGCGUCGGCGACACACUGCGACUGACGCAUGCAAUAAUGGUCGGCUCGCGAGACUUUACUAUCAGAGGCCAACCGUUCGUCAAGGAGGACUUGUUCGAGUGCUCGGCAACCGUGAUUGAACAUACAAAGCAGCCUAUGCUUCGAACCAUUAAAAAGAAACGGCGCAAUAGACACGCCAAGCUGGUGGAGAGCAAACAGCCAUACACUGUGUUGCGCAUCAACAAGAUACAAAUUCAUGAGCCAACAGCUGUGACGGAUAGAAAGCAGCUCUAG